AUGCCUCGCAACAACUUUCUCGAGGUCGUAUCCCAAGGUCGAGUGUGCACUGCUCUAGGAAUCAAAGUCAUCAACAGCAACGAGGUGAUUUCUCUCGCAAAGUCGGCCGGCUACGACACAAUCUUUAUCGAUCUCGAGCAUUCUGUCUUCACCGAGAGGGACUCAAGUCGCUUAUGUUCGGCAGCACUUCUGGGAGGCAUCACUCCGUUUGUACGGGUGCCGUAUGAGUGCGGCCACGGCUACAUCCAAAGGGUGCUCGACGGAGGAGCCAUGGGAAUUGUUUUCCCACACAUAAGUUCCGCUGAUGAGGCAAGAAGAGCAGUAUCAUCCACCAAAUUCCCGCCUCGGGGUAAACGGAGUCUGACGGCGGCACUGCCGCACUUCGACUUCCAGCGAAUUGCCGCGUCCGAGGUGGUCCAGCAGCUCGACAACACCGGCUCCACCGUCUUGAUAUUGGUCGAAACACGCGAGUGUCUCGAGAACAUCGACGCCGUCGCCGCGGUGGACGGCGUGGACGUCUUGCUCGUCGGCGCGAACGAUCUGUCCCUGGAACUUGGAGUGCUCGGCGAGUGGGAGCACCCAACGUUCCAAAUGGCCCUGGAGAAAGUCGCCGCCGCCGCGAACAGGGCCCACAAGGUCUUCGGCAUCUGUGGUCUCUACACCCGGCCGGAUAUCUAUAAGCGCAUCGCCAGAGAAAUGGGCGCCAGGUACGUCCUCGGCAAUUUCGACAUCGGCCUGCUGGCCGUGGCCAUGAACAAGAACGUCGAGUUGCUCCGAGAGGUGGGCGCCGGCCUCUGAGCGGUUUCAAUCGAUUUGUUCUCCUAUGGUGAUGCGGCAAUGAUGCCUGCCAGGAUUGCUUUUGA
Messenger RNA from Exophiala xenobiotica, 863 nucleotides. RefSeq lists its product as uncharacterized. The record is from RefSeq and is a predicted model, not a curated record. The transcript is spliced from 3 exons. Gene Ontology annotation, cellular component: cytoplasm. NCBI's taxonomy places the organism in Eukaryota, Fungi, Ascomycota, Eurotiomycetes, Chaetothyriales, Herpotrichiellaceae. Gene Ontology annotation, molecular function: aldehyde-lyase activity. The coding region runs from base 1 to 798 and encodes 265 amino acids.